UGUUCCACAGCUGCACUGAGACAGGGCCAGUGACAGCAGCCACGCGCAUCCAUGCGCUCUCCUGCUCUCUUUCCCCCCUCCUCUUUGCUGCACAUUGUUGUCGCUUGGCUAGAAAUGUAGCAGAGAGAGCUGGCUUGGCUUUCAUUGCUCCUGCCAUCCUCUCUUCCUCUCUGGCUCUUGGGCUUUCUGCCUUCCUUGCUGGAUCCUUUUGGGGGGUGCUUUCCAAACCUGACUGGGGCGCAAAGGGCACCCCAGGACACGGCUGUGGGCUCCUGCAGAGCGUCUGUGGGAGAACUGGGCUCUGCAGGUUGCCUGCGACGAGUCCCUCCGGCUUUGAGGUUCCUGGGACUGAUUUUGGAGAUGGUUUGAGGAGGGUUGGGGAGGAAGGAAACGCUCAAGGAAACUGCCUCUCCAGGUAGUCCCAACGGUCGGCCAUGACAGACACGGUGGUUGGCAACAGCACCAGUCAGUGGAUGUAUCAGAACGACCGACAAAUGGCCCUUCGAGGCGGUGGAAAAGAACAAGCCCCUGCUGGUUGGUCAGCCCAUGGCAGCCAGCCAGAGCACGGACGGAAGAAUGAAGAGCUGACGGAUGAAGAGAAGGAGAUCAUCAACCGGGUCAUUGCUAGAGCCGAGAAGAUGGAGGAGAUGGAGCAAGAGCGCAUUGGGCGCCUCAUGAACCGCCUGGAGGACAUGCGCCGGAACGUGGCGGGGGACGGCGUGAAUCGCUGCAUCUUUUGUGGAGAACAGUUGGGCCGGCUGGGCUCGGCAUGCGUGGUGUGCGAGGACUGUAAAAAGAACGUCUGUACCAAAUGUGGCAUCCAGACCACCAACAACCGUCCUCAUUCCAUCUGGCUGUGCAAGAUUUGCAGCGAACAGAGAGAGGUAUGGAAACGUUCUGGAGCAUGGUUCUUCAAAGGUUUGCCAAAGCAAAUGCUGCCCCAGCCUAUGCCCAUCACCAAGGCCAAACCACAACCGGCGCCCAGUGAACCGGCACCGGCCCCUCAGGACCCAAAGCCGUAUUCUCGCCAGCAGAACCAUGGCCAAGCUGAAGCCGCUCCCUCUGCGGAACAGGAAUCCUAUGGCACUGAGCCAACAGCGGCUGCUUCCAGCCGGGGAAAUUAUCCACAAGUUAGCCGCAAGCCUUCGGAGGCCAGGAUGGCACUGAGUGGCAGUGAAUAUGCUGGUGAGGGCACUGAAAGCCGGGAUUAUGUUGCUGAGAGUGAAGUCCACCAAAGCCCUGGAGGCCCCAAGCGUGCCGGUGGUGGUCAAGCAGCUGCGGCCAGGCCAUAUUCUCCAGCCUCUGCUCAAAAUCCAUCUGCCCCACAGGCUGAUCAAGGUGGCAGACAAGGUCCCAGCUCAGCUGGCCGCUUCCCAGAAAGACAAGGUAGCCUUUCAAUGGCUCCCCCUCAGGCGGAUCCAGGCUAUUCCUCCCCAGGGCCAUCCAGGGAUGAGCGCCCAAGCUCUGGCUACUCAUCGCCAAUGGCAGAGAAGCCCAUGCGCCAAGUGGCACCCUAUACCCAAGCCGCUGCCCCACUGGCCGCACCGACACCCUCCCGACAGCCUCCUCCAGAGGAGGAUGAGGACGAGGCCAACAGCUACGACUCCGAUGAAGCAACUACUCUGGGUGCCAUGGAGUUCAGCCUCUUAUAUGACCAGGACAACAGCUCCUUGCACUGCACCCUCAUCAAGGCAAAGGGCCUGAAACCAAUGGACUCCAAUGGGCUGGCAGAUCCUUAUGUGAAACUCCAUCUUUUGCCGGGCGCCAGUAAGUCAAACAAACUGAGGACCAAGACAUUGAGAAACACCCGGAAUCCUGUUUGGAAUGAGACCUUGGUGUAUCACGGCAUCACGGAUGAAGACAUGCAGAGAAAGACGCUAAGGAUUUCUGUGUGCGAUGAGGACAAGUUCGGCCACAACGAGUUCAUUGGCGAGACCAGAGUGGCCCUGAAGAAAGUGAAGCCAAAUCAGAAAAAGAAUUUUAAUAUCUGCCUGGAAAGAGUCAUUCCGAUGAAACGGGGUGGAACGACCGGAUCCUCACGUGGAAUGGCCUUGUACGAAGAUGAGAUGGACCAAGGAGGAGAUGUUGAGGAACGAGGAAAGAUUCUGGUCUCGCUCAUGUACAACACCCAGAAAGGAGGUCUUAUCGUUGGCAUUGUCCGUUGUGUCCAUCUUGCCGCUAUGGAUGCCAACGGCUACUCGGAUCCAUUUGUGAAAAUUUGCUUGAAACCUGACAUGGGGAAGAAAGCCAAGCAGAAGACGCAGAUUAAAAAGAAGACCUUGAACCCAGAGUUCAAUGAGGAAUUUUUCUAUGACAUCAAGCACAGCGAUCUAGCCAAGAAAUCACUCGAUAUAUCGGUUUGGGAUUAUGACAUUGGCAAAUCCAACGAUUAUAUUGGUGGCUGCCAACUGGGCAUCACAGCCAAAGGUGAACGCUUGAAACACUGGUACGAGUGUCUGAAGAACAAGGAUAAGAAAAUUGAGCGCUGGCACGCCUUACAGAACGAGAACCAUGUCUCUAGUGAUUAGGAGAUGCCCCACGAGUCCGCCAUCCUCCACUUCCUUUCCUGUAGAAUUCCAAGCAUCCCGUCUUCCAACGCAUUUAUGUUUCUUUUACUCCUGGGGGUAACUCCCCCCCCCAUCUCCUGCCUCUGUCAUGGCAGCAGCGUUUUUCUCUUCUGCCCCCUCCUUUGCCAUUCCCACCCAAGGAUCUGACCCGAUUCUCCUUUAUGGUUUGUUUCAUCACCCAUUUCCCCCACCAUCUCCCACCAUGGGUGCAUUCAUGUACAGGUUUUUCAAGCAAUAGCCCAGCACUGAAACUUCAUGAGUUUGGCCUCUGCUUUUCGGCAGCAAAAGAUCACCCUCCUUUUCUCCCCUACUGAUGCCAGUGUGCUUUCUCCUAUCUGCCAAAGGCAUUUGUUCUUGAAGUGUCCUUGAAUAUCUGAUUCCCCCUCUUCUGGUUUCCAUCUCUGCAUGCGGACCUUCCUUCAGGCCCCACUUCGGCCCUCCUCCUCCUCCUCUUUGCAACCUUGAGAAUAUUUUGAGCAUUGCGAAUGGAAAAUGCACGGCUAUGGUUCUUGACUCAGGCUGCUUUAAGCAUGGGGGCAGCCGAUCAAAACGACAACAACAGCCAGAUCAUGCAAGUCUUUUGAAACCAACGCCUAGGCUGUCAUAAGCAAAAAAAAACCAGUUUCCGCUUGGGGUGGGGGCGGGCGGGGAAUCUUUCCGAUUUAUAGCAUCACUUCAUCCCGUCUUUUUCAGUCAUGGGGUCUCUAGCCUUCGGCUGUUGGAAGUAAUUCAGAGAACGCCACCUUCCAUUGCUGAGUGGCCCCAUCAAUGUGGUCCUUCAUAACCCCUCACUUCAACCCAUGAAGCAGCAAAGGCCAAGCUUCUUCUUUUCCUGGUGAGCAACUAUAUAGGUUUCAGGGCCAAUCUCAACCAAGCUGUGAUCUUCCACUUGCCCUUGCCUGUUGUUGGGCAAGGCCUAUUUUUGUGUCUACGAAGCAUUUUCCAUGGGUUGCACCCUAUUGUUUACGGAUUCUCUCAACAAAAUGGAGGUCCACCAUUCUCCCAAAAUUCAGGAAGGGCUUCCAGUGAUCAGACCGACCAGAGGGGCAUGAAGUGGGAACAUGGCCGGGGUGUCUGUGUAUUCCUUUCCCACCACAUGUGUAGAACGGUUGGUGGCAACACCCGAGACAGAUGAUUCAGUGAAAGUCAGGGAGGACUACCUGGCCUGCUCUGGUCUAUGGGUGAACAGAUGGCUUCCUUGUUGGUAUCCCCAAAGUUCUCUCCUUUAGCUAGACCUUGGUAGCAAGAACAAUAGCCUACUUUCAAUCCCAGCCAAUAGCUCCCAGGCAGUGCUUCCUGGUGACAUGAGGGAGCUUAGGAAAGGAAACCAAUAUCAACAGUAGGGGAGGGGAACAACUUAGUCUGGUUUUCUUCCUUGGGAUGGCACUUCCAUAACCCCUUUCAUGUCUACCUUCUAACUGAACUAAAGAAUAGUCCCUCGUGUGGGUUCAGUAGGUUUCCGCACUACUGUACUUGCCUUUCUUCUGGAGGCAGAGAGGCAUGUGGUUUCUGCUGCUCAGUCUAACCACCACAUACAUGAAUCAGGACAAGUCCUUCAGGAUUUCCUGUGGCUUCAGGUCUGACAUGCAUUUAAACAUGCAUGCAUUCCUUUGGAUGGUGGGACCAAGCCAUGCCCACAGGAUUUUUAGUUCAUUCUCCUACAAGAGCCAUCUGAUCUGGUGCCUUUCAACUGGGCAACCCAGGUGGGCAGAGAUGGUGGAAUGCCCACUUCAGAAAAACAGAGCAAGAUGCCUCAGUCCAGUCUGGCUCUUUGCUCCUCUGGUCCAGUGGCCUUUCUCUUUUGACUGGCUGCAUUCUUCCCGGUUCUCAGGCAGAGAGAGGUUCUUUCCCAGAACUUUGAAAGAGUGCUUUCGUUGAAUGAUGACUCCCAGAAUCCCCAUGCUGGCUGGGGGAUUCUGGGCAUUGUCGUUCAACAAAGGCACUCUUCCAAGCUCUGGUCUUUCCCAUCACUUUCUCCAUGAGGCUUUUGGAACUGGUGAUGCCAAAGAUUGAACCUAGGAAUCUUCCACAGACAGCACAAAUGCACUUCCUACUAUGGAGAGAGGGAGAGUGAUGAGCAAACCAAUGGAUGGAUGGAUGAAACAUCAUGGUUCACCCUCAGCUUCAGGGUGCUGUGGUCUAUUCCAAGGUGGAGCUAUGUAAAGCAAGUUCCUGGUUGUUCUGGUGGUGUUUCCACGGAUGACCUCCUAGCUCUCCUCUUCUUCAUCAACCAAGAUAUAAUUCUGCUAGUUUUUGGAGAAGGGCACCUUUAUGAACGGAUGGCCUUGCUGGCCCAACUUGUCCUGGGUAAAAGUUUCAUGAGAGAGUCCUCUAUGCUUCUCGACUGCAUGACGGUGGUGUGCUUCCAAGAAGGACGUGGAGCACCUUGAAUCUCUUUACCCACCUUGGCCUUGUUGCAAUUCCAUUUCUGUUCCACUUGCUGAAAAAAGUCGACUAAGUGCUUUGCUCAACUGCAGAACCUCAGUAAACCCUUUCUUUUGUCACCCAGCCGUUGGGUCCAGGGCACAACCCAACUGUUGGGCCAUUUUGUUUUUUAUUACAGCUCCUUGGUUCUUUGUGAAAUAGGUUAGAUAUAUUUGUGCUGAAAGCAAGUUUCUGGGAUUUAAUUUUAAAAAGCCAUUGGGAAAUUUGGUCAACAGCCAAAGCAGUACUUUAUUCUCACUUAGGCCAAGAAGAUACCAGUGUAGAGUUCUUGAUCUGGUGUAUCCUCAGGAUCUACUAGUUCAGGCUGGGCAAAGUGAGGCCCGUGGUUUGCAUGCAGCCCCCUAGGGCUGAUUUUUGUGCCCCUCUGGGUCAACAGGAGCCAAAUUGUUGCCCCCCAAUCCCUUCUAGAUGUUGUGGUGGACAUUUCCACCAUGGUUUUGAGAUUCCUUGGUCCAUUAUAGGCCCAGAGCAGGCCUUAAAAAAAAAACAAGAAGUGAGCAGGAAGUGACCCAGAUGUCAUUGUUUGCUUCCAUUUAUUUAUUUAUUUAUUUAUUUAUUAUUUUAAAAAGGGCCUGUUCUGGGUCUAAAAUGGACCAGGGAGUCUAAAAAAAGGGAGAGAGGAGGAAGUGACUUCUGUGUCACUUGCGGUUGUUUUAAAAAGGCCCUAGGUAUGGUGCAUAGUCAGCAUCCUUAAGCUGAUGUCACUGGGCUGGACUGUUGGUUUCAUGCGCUCAACUUUAAAAUUGUUUCACAUUUAAAACUGUUUAGGUGCAUAGCUGGGGGAGGGCACAAUAUGAGAAUGUUGACCCUUCUUCACAAAAAUUCUGCCCCACCAAGUGACAUUUGCCUCCCCACCCCAAUUUUUUUUAGCAUCCCAGAGAUGCUGGAAACCAUUGGCACAUGGGACUCUUUCUGUUUGCUGGGUUGGCUUUCUCUGGCUCUGUUCUUUGGAUGCCUCAAACAUUAUUUUCUAAAGGCUCCAUGGAAGGUUGAAGCGCUUGUGAUGCUAGAAAUGUGGGGACGGGAAGAAAAUGGCUUGGGGGCCGAUGCUGAUUUGAGGGGGGCAAUGCCUGUAUUGUGGUUUCCCAUAGCUACAUCUCUCCAUUUUGCCAGGGCUCUCUCCAUGGCAUUCUGAGUAAUGGGGAUUACAUUGGCUGGCAUUGGAUGAUAAGAACGGAUCCAGGCAUGGAUGGGCACCGGAACUGCCCUUUCCUCUUGGUUCCCACCAUCCCUUUGGUUCCCAAAAGAUACCUUUGGAGAGAAAUCUGUUCCCCAGUCAUGGGUCUUGGCUGAGGAUAUUUCUCCCUCUAGACCUAGCGGGGGGAAAGGCCCCUGCUCCCCAAUAGGACCUCCUCUCUCUUUUCAAUGUUUCCUUUCUGCCCCACCUUCUGUGUCCAUUGGAGGCAUUCUCUUGGAGCGAGUCCUCUCUUUUCUCAGAAGUCUUGUCGUUUUUCGAUACCGUUUUGUAAACUCGGUGUGAUAGUUCUCAUCUGAAAAAAAGAAGAAGAAAAGAAACCCUUUGACCCUUUUUGAGACCAGGGCUGCAUCUGCACCGCAGAAAUAACCUGGUUUGAUGCCACUUUCGCUGCCAUGGCUCAAGGCGAUGG
This is a messenger RNA of Sceloporus undulatus (fence lizard), 6619 nucleotides long. It is a transcript of the gene RPH3A, whose product is annotated as rabphilin 3A. Gene Ontology annotation, cellular component: membrane. NCBI's taxonomy places the organism in Eukaryota, Metazoa, Chordata, Lepidosauria, Squamata, Phrynosomatidae. Gene Ontology annotation, biological process: intracellular protein transport. The coding region runs from base 435 to 2528 and encodes 697 amino acids. The transcript is spliced from 22 exons. Gene Ontology annotation, molecular function: small GTPase binding. The record is from RefSeq and is a predicted model, not a curated record.